AUGACAAAUUUAAUAAGAAGUAAUUUUCAGGAUCAUCCCUUCCAUUUAGUGUCACCGUCUCCUUGACCGCUGUAUACAAGUAUUGCUUUAUUUGCAGUAACAGUGAACGGAGCAUUAUCAAUGCACUUAUUUAAUAAUAGCUAUAUAGUGUUUUACUUAUCAUUAAUAACAUUAGUAGCAUCUAUGUCUUUCUGAUUUAGAGAUAUAAUAGCAGAGGGUACAUAUUUAGGAAAUCAUACAUUAGCAGUGCAAAAGGGGUUAAAUCUAGGAGUAAUACUAUUUAUAGUAUCUGAAGGUUUAUUUUUUGUAGCUAUCUUUUGAGCAUUCUUUCAUAGUGCAUUAACACCUACUGUAGAAUUAGGAGCUCAAUGACCACCUAUGGGUAUAGAACCAGUAAACCCAUUUGAAUUACCAUUACUUAACACAGUAAUUUUAUUAUCUAGUGGAGCAACUAUUACUUAUGCACACCACUCAUUAAUAAAAGGAGAAAGAAGAGGAGCUUUAUACGGUUCUAUCUUUACAGUUCUAUUAGCUUUAAUAUUCACUUUUUUCCAAGGGGUAGAAUAUAGCGUUUCUUCCUUUACUAUUAGUGACGGUGUAUUUGGAACAUGUUUCUUCUUCGGUACAGGUUUCCACGGAUUACAUGUUAUUAUAGGUACAAUAUUCUUAUCAGUGGCUUUAUGAAGAAUAUAUUCAUACCAUUUAACAGAUCAUCACCAUCUUGGUUAUGAAGCUGGAAUAUUAUACUGACAUUUCGUGGAUGUAGUCUGACUUUUCUUAUAUGUAUCUAUGUAUUAUUGAGGUUCUUAA
Fusarium verticillioides 7600 is the source of this 810-nucleotide messenger RNA. NCBI's taxonomy places the organism in Eukaryota, Fungi, Ascomycota, Sordariomycetes, Hypocreales, Nectriaceae. The record is from the annotation of a RefSeq genome assembly.